GAAACUGUAAAUAUAUGUUGAAUCCAUUGAUAUAGAGAAUAUAUAUAUCAAUGGUUGAAUCAUUCCAAUAAAUCAAACUUAGAAAACGAAUAUUUAAAUUUUAUUGUUCCUUUAUGGUAUAGUAUUUUGUCCUAUUUUUAGAAAAAUGGAUAAAGAGGUUAAAGUUGAGAAACAGGAAAGUGCUUUUGAUGACAGUUGGAUUGGAGCUGCACGUAGUGAUACAGCUACUCAGCAGAUCAAGAUCGAGAAGCAGGAGGAUGAAUUUGGAGAAUGUGAAUUAGCAACUAGCAGCAUCAAAGAUGAGUCAUCCUCACACAAUGGUUCAACUUCCAAUCAGAUGGCGAGAGUUAAGCAGGAGAAUGAUAGCAGCCAAGAACCAGCGCCAGAGUGCAGCACUGCAUGCUCUCCAACUGAUGAUGAUUUCAGCCAACAACAUUAUCUAAUCCCUGGCUAUAAUCUAAUAUUCAUCAAAGAGGAAGAAUAUGUUGAGCAAGAGGCAGAAGGAUGUUCAGUGGAGAGUGAACCGGAGAUGUGGCCUUCAAACUGCAGCACAUCUGAAACUGCCAAUGCAACAGAAGUGGGUGGACUGAAUGCACAUUCAAUCUCUCCCAUGGAAGAGUGCACUGAGCCAUCUGUGGCUGGCAAAAAGAUCAAGCUCUACAACUGUGCUGACUGCAGCUAUAAAACUCCAUCGAUCACUCAUUGGAAGAGACACAUGACGAAACACACUGGGGAAAAGACUUUCAGUUGUGAGUUAUGUGACUAUAAAUGUACUCGAUCAAGUAAUUUGAAGAUACAUAUCAGAACACAUACAGGAGAAACACCUUUCAGCUGCGAGUAUUGUGACUAUAAAUGUGCUCGAUCAAGUGAUUUGAAAAAACAUAUUAGAACACAUACAGGAGAAACACCUUUCAGCUGCAAGUAUUGUGACUAUAAAUGUGCUCAAUCUGGUGCUUUGAAGAGACAUAUCAGAACACAUACAGGAAAAACACCUUUCAGCUGCAAGUAUUGUGACUAUAAAUGUGCUCGAUCUGAUACUUUGAAGGAACAUAUCAAAACACAUACUGGAGAAACACCUUUCAGCUGCGAGUAUUGUGACUAUAAAUGUGCUCAAUCUGGUGCUUUGAAGGAACAUAUCAGAACACAUACAGGAGAAACACCUUUCAGCUGCGAGUAUUGUGACUAUAAAUGUGCUCGAUCAAGUAAUUUGAAAAGACAUAUAAGAACACAUCAUAAAGGAGAAACAACCACCAGCUGAAAAUUUGUGACUUUACGUGUGCUCAUUCAAAUUCAUUUUACUGUGUUUCCUAGUAAGGUGGUCACUAAUAACAGGACAAGUGUGUUGAACAUGUGUGUACACACAAAUGUCGUCCAUAUUGUCGUGUCAUCACAGCUAAAGGCUUCAAAUAAGAUUUUUUGAGGUUCCGAGUAAGUAUCGGCUCACACCUCCCCACUCCUCUAUUUAAAUUGCCAGGGUUGCCCUGGACUGGCGUCUGUGGAGGGGCGGAGUGGGGGAUGCUGCUCACACUGUGGUGUGUGCCGGCGGGUGGUUGGGGACGGCUGGGCUCCUCGCGGUGUUGGGUGUCCUCCACAUACACCACGGUUGUCAUCUCACAACACUGAAAUUCUCUCCUUUCUGAGAGGUGAUAGGCCAUGUUUUGGCACUACCUGGAGGGAGGGGAGUCGCUAGGAGUGGUGGGAGAGUAGUGGCAGUCAUCACCGUAGUUGUAGUGCAUGGGAACAGGUCAAAACUUGUCAGAAAUGGUCUCCUAGUGUCUUCCAGACGAGCCUUUGUCACUGACUCCGGUCUGCCUCCAGAUCAAGUGGUGUUUGGUUCGUCCUCUAAGUGACCCCUACCGGUCACCAAAGAUCACCUGACCUGGUUUUUUUUUAGAUAAAUGAAAACUUAAACUCAAAUAGUGCAGCAAAGAAAAAAUAAGCAAUAUAAAUUUGGAGAUGCAAAAACCUAACCUCAACAAAUUUUGCUGGAAGCCUUUUGCUGUGAUGACACAACAAUCUAUGACAAUAUGUGUAUCAUGCAUGUCUCACCGUUGGUGGCCAGCCUUAAAUCAACCUCGUACUUUCCAUUACCUACUCACAAGCAUUACCUGCUCACAUGGUUAUCAUCCACAAUAAAAUUAUCAAGUCAUUUGAUAAAAUAGUAUCAUGUUGAUAUUUUUCCCCACCAUCAACUCAACGUCAUGCAGCUUGAUCCUCUGCUUCUACCUCAUUAGCUCUCCUAUGGUGAGGUCCACGUUAUAAUGGCAGUAUUUGAUUAACAUUGGUGUUGCUUUCCUUGUUUAUCAUACUUCAUAGCAGAAAGCUCUAUCCUUUUCUAGUUCUGCAACAUUUCCAGAUCCUUUUCCAACCAUGUAGAAUUAUACUCAACAAAACAUUCAAUCUCAAUAAUUAUGAAAAUUUAGUAUUUAAUCUUUGGCAAAUAUAUUUUCAUGAGGAAUAAAAUAUAGUUCAUCACUCUAAACAAGAUUUCCAUGUAAAUAUUACAUCAGAUAUAUCAGUAGCAGAUAUCCUCCAUAGAAGACAGUGACAAGGCAGAGAAUUGGCAACGCUAUUCUACUAUCUUUCUCCACUGCCAUUAUAACAUGAACCUCAUUAUAGUCAUAGUCAGCCUUAACCUGGCUUCACCAUCCUUGCCGAGGUCUAGAAACACUUGUGGAGCUCUCACUUCCAGUAGAUUUCUGUGUAUGAUAGUGUCCUUGCUGAAACCCUGCUCCAUGCUAUAGAGAUGAAUUCUCUUAAUUUAAGAAAUUAGUCUUGAUUUACUGGGUAAUGUGUAGGUAUUAAUAUAAUUAUGUGAAUCUACAACAUUUUUUAAUUAAUAAUUUAUUGGCAUGGGUAAUUAAACAAAUACAUGACAUUGAUGUUCGGUACAUUCAAAAUAUUACAAAAACUUUAAUAAACACCAGGAUU
Nilaparvata lugens (brown planthopper) is the source of this 2931-nucleotide messenger RNA. RefSeq names its product gastrula zinc finger protein XlCGF17.1-like. The transcript has 5 exons. NCBI's taxonomy places the organism in Eukaryota, Metazoa, Arthropoda, Insecta, Hemiptera, Delphacidae. Bases 146 to 1258 code for a protein of 370 amino acids. The record is from RefSeq and is a predicted model, not a curated record. Gene Ontology annotation, biological process: regulation of transcription by RNA polymerase II. Gene Ontology annotation, molecular function: RNA polymerase II cis-regulatory region sequence-specific DNA binding; DNA-binding transcription factor activity.